AUGAAGCAAUUACCUAAAGGCGAUAUACCCAUAAAUCCACUUACAGACUAAUCAAUCGAUGAAAUACAUUAUCCCUUAUACACCAACCAGAACCUAAUGGAAACAGUUCAAUCUCAAUCAUCCUUCAAACCUUAGCUAUAUAAGAAUCAAAAUCUAUAUGAAGAAUUUAUACGCAAAACUGAAACAGGUAAGCCAGAACAAAAACAUCUCAAAUGGAGAACAAAUAUCCAUUUAAGAUUAAAUGAGGAAUACAAUGAACUGUAACAAAAGAAAGAAUAAUUAAAAGAGAAUUACUAAUAGUUAGAAUUAUAAUAGUGCUCUUUCCAACCCUCAAUUAGUAGUAAGAGUAAGUAAAUUGGAUCAUAUUUUGGCUCUUCUCCUAGGUACAUGUCACCAAAAUCCUUAUAAACUUAGACAUUACAUCCUUAAAAUAAAGAAUUAAAACCUUCAAGCAGAAAAAGUAAUAAAGAGAACAAUCCCUCUAAUGUUUGGGAGAGACUCUCAAAAUAGAAAGGACUCAGUUAAGCACCUCAAUUCUUAUAAGUAUAACCUCAAUCUACAAGAACAUCUUAAAGACAUACCCCUGAAAGAGUGGAAGCCAUUAGCAAUAGGCUAUAUGAAGAAGCUUUCUAACCUAAAAAGUUUAAAUUUAAUUAUUAGGAAACUCUUAUAUUGUCACCUAAGACUGUUACUUAAACUUAGAGAUCAGAAAAACAUUUGGUUAGACAUUUUGUUAAACUAUUUUAUGAAAGCAUUACAAAUGCUAGGAUAUGGACUUUGAAUCAUUUAGAUGAGAACUUAAAUAAAAUUGACUUUUAGUUUGAAAUAGAAAAUGAUCUUUGUUUAUUGACCAUAGAUGAAUUGGCAAUAACUUUAGAUCACCUUGGAUUUGCACCAUAUUAAACAUAUGAUCACACUAAUCAAGAUAACGUUGUUUUCAAAAUAUUCAGAUUAUUAUAAUGUCCAUAUGAAUUAGACCUCAUAUUAUCGAGAAAUUUAUUAACAUUUUUGCUCGCUAUGCAAGGAUUUCAAGUAGAUUUCUAAUUACUACCCAAAUAUAAUAAUAAUUACAAUAUUUAAUUUCCUAAAUAUUGUAAAAAUGAUUUAGUCGAGUUCGAAGAUGGCAAUGUGAUAAUUUAGAAUUAAGAAUCAAUUUCGAAGUAGUUUAAUCAAUUAUAUUUAAAUUAUUUAGCUUAUAAAAAACAUAAUAAAAAAAUCUAAGAAUAAGAAUCUAAUUAAUUACAACUUAAAUCUAAUUCAUAAACUACUGAACUAGCCAAUAAAUAUAGAUAAAGAGUAUAAUCGUAAAUAACAGAAACUAAGCCAAUUAAUUUAAAUGACUAUGAUCAUUAUUAUUAAAAGAAGAAAGAGUAAUUGAAAUAGGAAAUUGAUACUAAUAUCAAACAACAAUGCCCUUUUACACCAAAAAUAAACUCAACUUAAACUAGUCCCAGAUAUCAUUUGAAUACAAAGAAAGUGCUCUCUCCAAAAUAAGAAGAAACUCCUACUUUCUAACCUACCCUUAAUAAAUCUUAACUGUCAUAUAUGAAUGAUUAAGUUCCAUUGCCAGAACAAAGAGAAGCCAUAAAACGAAUGGUAAAGGGGAGAGUAGAAAAACAGUUAAAUCAAAUCAUUAUUUCUUAAGGAACUUGCUAUUAGAAAAAAAGAAAGAAUAUUGAAUAAUAACUUUAUUAAGAAGAGAUAAACAAAUUAAUUUAAUUACCAAUUAUGUAUAUUAAUAUUGCUCUUGAAAAUAAUACAACAAAAAAAAUAGCAAUUUAUUAAGGAGAUCAACCAAGAAAAUUGGCAGAGAAGUUUGUGAAAGACAAUAGAUUAGAUCCUAAUUUGAUUGAUUAAGUAACACUUCUUCUUGAAGAGUAGUUGCUUAUCUGA
Molecule: messenger RNA, 1893 nt
Organism: Paramecium octaurelia
Lineage: Eukaryota; Ciliophora; Oligohymenophorea; Peniculida; Parameciidae
Source: the annotation of a GenBank genome assembly